ACGUUUCAGUAGAGGAGAUGCUGGAUCAUCAGCCAGUACAAGCACAGACUCAGUUGAUCCACAUCCAGCCUCAGCCAGUACCAACACAGACCCAGUACUGGCAGCGUCAGCCAGUACCAACACAGACCCAGUACUGGCAGCGUCAGCAAGUACCAACACAGACCCAGUACUGGCAGCGUCAGCAAGUACCAACACAGACCCAGUACUGGCAGCGUCAGCAAGUACCAACAGACACAGUACUGGCAGCGUCAGCAAGUACCAACACAGACACAGUACUGGCAGCGUCAGCAAGUACCAACACAGACACAGUACUGGCAGCGUCAGCAAGUACCAACACAGACACAGUACUGGCAGCGUCAGCAAGUACCAACACAGACACAGUACUGGCAGCGCCAGCAAGUACCGACACAGUACUGGCAGCGCCAGCAAGUACCAACACAGACCCAGUACUGGCAGUGCCAGCAAGUACCAACACAGACCCAGUACAGGCAGCGUCAGCAAGUACCAACACAGACCCAGUACAGGCAGCGUCAGCAAGUACCAACACAGACCCAAAUAUAAUAGUUUCUGCUCCACCAAAUUACCCAGCAGAUUGCCCCCCAGUCUUAACAUACUUUAUAAGGACCGAGUUAGUGCGCAGAGGUCCAUUUUUAAACCAGGCCUGGAUUUUUCUUACCCUAAAGACAAGUCUAGAAGAGACCCAGUACCCAUUCAGGCUUAUUACAGAGACCGCUGUCAAAUGGGGAAAAGAUUACCAGGAGCUGGCUUUCAUACCCAAUCAAAAACAACGCUGUGUUGUUUUUGUUAUAAGCUCAUCUACAGAAGACUACAAAAUAAUAAAGGAAUUCAUGAAUGACUGGUCAAUUGAUCUUAAGUUGGGGACAGACUCUUGACCAGAUACAAGUUACAAUUUUGGAGGCUGAAAGAAAGUGAUGGUGGGAUAUCCUUACACAUUUUAAUAAGAAUCACCCAGUCUCUUGCUGAAAGAAGCGAUAGCGGGAUAUCCUUACACGUUUUAAUAAGAAUCACCCAGUCUCUUGCUGAAAGAAAUCUAGCAAUCGGGUUCAUCAGACAAACUCUUUCAACCUGAUAAUGGUAACUUACUAAAAGAGGUUGAAUUACUGGCAAAAUUUGACCCCGUUAUGGAACAUCUCAGCAAAAUGAAAGAUUGAGACACCUGCUCAUUACCUUGGGAAGAGCACACACAAUGAGCUGAUACAGAUUGUGAGUGACAAGAUUCUGGAAGCAAUAGUGACUCGAGACUCAAAGUACUCCUCCAUGUAUCUUGGACUGUACACCUGACAAGUCACCAGGAGUAAAUAUCCAUUAUUCUGAGAAGCGUGGCUUUAAAGGGAAAGCCAGAGAUCAAGGCGUACUUCCUCGGCUUUGCGAAUGUUGAGGUUACAGCAGGCUUGAAUCUGUCCACUGUCAUCUUCGAUAAGCUGAACAAGCUGAAGAUUCCAUUUGAAGACUGCAGAGGGCAAGCUUAUGUUAAUGGGGCCAACAUGAAGGGCAAGCACCAAGGAGUACAAGCCAGACGGCUCAAAAAAAAAAUCCCAGAGCUGUGUUUGUCUCACGUGGAGCACAUACAGGUUUUUGGGGCAUUUGCAAAAGCUCUUCGCCUUCUUUUUAGCUGGUGCACAAAGAUGGAGGGUUUUCAAGAAACAUGUGAACAUAACUGUGAAGACAUGGAGUGACACAAGAUGGGAGAGUAGGUGUGAGAUACUGACAAUGGCAAACAAGGUGAACAGACUCCUCUAAAUGCAGUUGGAUAUCGCAGAGAAUUUCAUCACAAAUGCAAAGGCCUCCCUCACUACAUACCGGGAAACUGGAUUCUCGGCCCAGACAACAAAAAGCAUUUGAAUAAAUUAAUGUGGAGGCCGUUCUGAAAGAGACAAGACUGAGAAACAGCAAGGGACAUUUCAGCUAUGAGGCUCCUGAUGAACCAGUGACUGAUGUACUGAAAAACCUUGAAGUUCAACUACUUCAACAUUUUAGUCGACUCAUUGUAGUGACAUCCAUGGAUGAGAUAUUUGAAACACUCAAGCAAAUAAAGUGCCGCUGAACUUCAGCACUGCCUCUCAGAUGUCCAGUGAAUCUUUAAAGGCUCUCUGCAUGGAAAUGUAAAACUCUAGCAUUCAGAGAUGACUGUGACAUUCGUGGAAUGGAUCUGGCACAUAAGAUUCAGAUAAGAUGACUGCCUUUUGUGCUGCUUUCCUUUCUCUGUGGGGAAAAACCUGGAGGAAUUCUAUCCUAACCGUUGGAUAGCCCUAAGAGUUGCAGUCAUCCUACCAGUAACAUCGGCAGUGAGCUCAUCAAAAGCUACCUGAGGUCUUCCAUGUCACAGGAAGGUUGUGUCAGAGUGGUCUGGCCAUCAUGAGUAUAAAUCGUAGGGAAACAUGUCCUAUGAUGAUGACAUUGAUGAUUUUGCCUCAAAGUGCAGAAGAGGAAUAUUUUGAUGUGCUGAGUAUCCGAGGCAUUCAGGAUGAGGACCCCCCAGACCCCCAGAUCAUGCGCCUGGACAACAUGCUGCUGGCCGAGGGCGUGUCUGGCCCGGAGAAGGGCGGGGGCUCGGCUGCAGCAGCUGCGGCCGCAGCAGCAGCAGGAGGGUCACCCGGUGCCGACGGCGGCAUCGAACACUCAGACUACAGAGCCAAGCUGGCACAGAUCAGACAGAUCUACCACUCUGAGCUGGAGAAAUAUGAACAGGCGUGCAGUGAGUUCACCAACCACGUGAUGAACCUGCUGAGGGAGCAGAGUCGCACGCGGCCCAUCUCUCCCAAGGAGAUCGAGCGCAUGGUGGCCAUCAUCCACCGCAAGUUCAGCUCCAUCCAGAUGCAGCUCAAACAGAGCACCUGCGAGGCCGUCAUGAUUCUACGCUCCAGAUUCCUCGACGCCAGGCGUAAGAGGCGUAACUUCAACAAGCAGGCUACAGAGGUGCUGAACGAGUACUUCUACUCCCACCUGUCUAAUCCCUACCCCAGUGAGGAGGCCAAAGAAGAGCUGGCCAAGAAGUGUGCCAUCACGGUCUCACAGGUAUCUAAUUGGUUCGGCAACAAGAGAAUACGGUACAAGAAGAACAUUGGUAAGUUCCAGGAGGAAGCGAACCUCUACGCAGUUAAAACAGCGGUGGAUGCUGCCAGCGUGUCGGCGCAGGCUAGCCAGGCUAACUCUCCGGCGACGCCCAACUCAGGUGGAUACCCUGCACCGUGCUACACACCUGACGGCAGGCUAUGAGGAGUUGACCACUAGCUCACUCUACAUCCCACGCCGCCUCGACCCUAGCAACAGCUGGCAGGACAACACCCAACCCCCCUCCGUCACCUCUCUACCAGGUCCCCCUGGCAGCGUUCACUCUGACACAUCCAACUGAGACACCCCCCCCUGUUUCUUCCACCCCAGAGACAGCUUUCUUUUGGGGUCUGCUCUGACCACUACCCAUUUACCCCCCCUUUCACUCAGUCCGGACUGGGCAACUCAUGCCAGGCGCUGUACACACACUUCUGUGGACUGUUAAGAUGGACAAGUGAACAGAAGACAUUUACCUUCCUUCCAUCCUACAGAAAUUCUGGAGGCUCCUUUGUCUUCAUAAUGAAUUUUAGGGAGGAGACUGACUGGCGCCUGAUCAUGACAUCAUAACCCCUCGCCGCCUCCAGGACCUUUGGGGAACUACUAACCCAACCAACCUGGCUGUGUAGGGCAGGUGAUGAUCACUGAUGACUGACUCACCACUAGCAGGGUAUUGUUCAGUAGGGCGAAAACCUUUUUAAAACCGAGUGAUAUGGGGAGAUGCUACUGCCUGAACUUAGCCAAUAGGGAUACGUUUUUUUGGUCACAAACCGUUUUGCUACGUUGUGUGUACCUGUGUAUAUGUUCAUGUCAACUCGUGUUCACAGCCUGUCCAUUACCUGUCCCCUGUGAGGUUCUGGUGUUGAUGCAUGUGAUUGUGGUCACACACACACUAACGCCAGGCGCUGUGGCGAAAGGGAUCACAAGACGAGCUCUGCUCACCUUGCUUGUACCAAAGUGACGUCCUCUCUCAUUCCCCAAACCUGAUAAUUGUCACCCUCCUUCUAUUCCUCUGAGAACAAACUAGUAACACAGACACCUUCCAUCUUUUAGUAUGCUGAUGCUUUCAGUUUGGGGGGAAGAUUUUUAAGUGAGUGCUUUAUAGGUCAGAUAUGCACACACCACCCACCUUUUACAACCCCUCAUAUGGAACAUGGACACAGAUCUGUCAAGCACAAACUUUUGCACCUUUUUCCAGGUGCUUCAACCCGGUGACAGUAGUUCUGGGGAGUUGAGCAUACAGUAGGCUGGAGGACAGGACUGAAGAUGAAGGCAGUGGCGAAAUGAACGAUCCUCUUUAGUCCUCCAGAGGUCGUUUCUAUUGCGUCCCCCUUCGCUUAGUCAGCAAAAGCUAUAGACUCUUUGUAGAUGUUAUUUUCCUCUGUCUGUCAACUACUUUUAGUUGAUUGUAGCUCUUCUUUUUUUUCGCCUAACGUUGUUUCACAAAGAUAUGCACCAGCCACCAAAUAAACACAUUUUGUUGAUAGAACCUAAAUGUGGUGUUGGGACGGUGAAAUGGAUGGGAUGAAAUAUGUUUUGGGGCAGAGAUAGCUAUGUCAUUG
Oncorhynchus keta (chum salmon) is the source of this 4631-nucleotide messenger RNA. RefSeq names its product pre-B-cell leukemia transcription factor 1-like. The transcript is spliced from 7 exons. Gene Ontology annotation, cellular component: nucleus. Bases 2377 to 3237 code for a protein of 286 amino acids. Lineage: Eukaryota; Metazoa; Chordata; Actinopteri; Salmoniformes; Salmonidae. Gene Ontology annotation, molecular function: RNA polymerase II cis-regulatory region sequence-specific DNA binding; DNA-binding transcription factor activity, RNA polymerase II-specific. Gene Ontology annotation, biological process: animal organ morphogenesis; brain development; embryonic organ development. The record is from RefSeq and is a predicted model, not a curated record.